AUGUCUUCGGUAGUUGAAACCACGCCACACCUUAGGGUGUCGGCGAAAAAGUCUCAACCCCAAACCGACACCGCCUCUCCACGAAUUCCACCACCGAACGACACCGCGGUAGAGGACAAGUUCUUCUGGACUUACACUGAAGAACCGCACCGGUCAAGACGACAGGCAAUUAUCAAAGCCCAUCCAGAGGUGACCAAGCUCUGUGGUCCUGAGCCUCUCACAAAAUAUGUCGUCCUCGGCGUUGUCUCCCUACAAAUCACCUGCGCAUACCUCCUCCGCAAUACCUCCAUGCUCGACUGGAAAUUCCUGGCUACUGCCUACGUGAUCGGAGCGACAUCAAACCAGAACCUGUUCCUCGCCAUCCAUGAGAUCUCCCAUAACCUGGCUUUCCGGUCCCCGAUGGCCAACCGCAUGCUAGCCAUCUUCGCGAACCUCCCUAUCGGAUUACCAUACAGUGCAGCAUUCAGGCCCUACCACCUUACCCACCACAAAUCCCUCGGCGUGACAGGUCUCGACACUGACCUCCCAACCGCAUUCGAAGCCUUCGUCCUGAACUCAGUCCUGGGCAAGACAUUCUUCUGUACAUUCCAGAUCCUCUUCUAUGCCGUCCGCCCAAUGUUCAUCUACAGCCCGCCCUUCACCUACAUCCACCUCAUCAACCUAGUCAUUCAACUCUCAUUCGACUACUUCCUCGCCUGGGUUAGCGGCUCCUGGACACCAGUCUUCUACUUCCUUGCCUCCGCCUUCCUAGCCGGAUCCCUACACCCAUGUGCAGGCCACUUCAUUGCCGAGCACUACUUCUUCUCACAAGUCAAGACCGGCGGAACAGAGUCCCUGGCCGAGUUGAAGACCAAGCCUGCCACAAAGACGACUAAGCCUCACCCCCUUGAUGAACUUGCCCCUCCGGAGACUUACUCGUACUACGGUCCGCUGAACAUCCUUACGUACAACGUGGGAUUGCAUAAUGAGCACCAUGAUUUCCCGGCUAUCCCUUGGACGAGAUUGCAUAAGUUGAAGGAGAUUGCGUCGGAGUUUUAUGAUCCUUUGCCUUGUCACCGGAGUUGGGUUUGGGUCAUUUGGACUUUCAUUCUUGAUGAGAAUGUUGGUCUUUGGUGUCGUGUCAAGCGGGCCCAAGGUGGUCGUGUUGUUGGGGGUGGUGGAGGUGAGAAAAAGGCUGGCACUGGACGAGGUGGCGAGGGGAUUUCUGCUGCGUCUGCGGGUCCAGACGGUGAAGAGGGUGAUGGAUGGAAGGAGAGUGAGAUUCAGUGCUAG
Penicillium pulvis is the source of this 1272-nucleotide messenger RNA. Its product is annotated as sphingolipid delta(4)-desaturase family protein. The coding region runs from base 1 to 1272 and encodes 423 amino acids. Gene Ontology annotation, cellular component: membrane. NCBI's taxonomy places the organism in Eukaryota, Fungi, Ascomycota, Eurotiomycetes, Eurotiales, Aspergillaceae. Gene Ontology annotation, molecular function: sphingolipid delta-4 desaturase activity. The record is from RefSeq and is a predicted model, not a curated record. The transcript has 3 exons. Gene Ontology annotation, biological process: ceramide biosynthetic process.